Messenger RNA from Mya arenaria, 834 nucleotides. Its product is annotated as ficolin-2-like. NCBI's taxonomy places the organism in Eukaryota, Metazoa, Mollusca, Bivalvia, Myida, Myidae. The record is from RefSeq and is a predicted model, not a curated record. The coding region runs from base 1 to 834 and encodes 277 amino acids. The transcript is spliced from 8 exons.
AUGUCGGAAAUCGCCAUGGUCUGGUUGUUAUGCAACCUGCGGCCGGAGAAAAUGCCUUGUUUGUUGUGCCUGAAAUGCAACGAUGUUGCCCAGCCGAGGCAUUGUACGACAGUCGUUGAAUAUCCGCAGUUUCAGUUCAGCCGAUGUACUCACUGCUGCGAUUCAAAGUUAUGUAACAAUCAAGCAUGUGGUGAACCAGGAUAUCCAUCAGAUAGGGGGCCUAUUUGCUAUAGCUGCCAUAAAUCGGUACCAGCGGGCAGAUGUCACAAUAUUGACUUUUGUAGAAAGGGGGAGGUGGUCUGUGAUAUGGAUACGGACGGAGGGGGAUGGACGGUUUUUCAGAAUCGUUUUAACGGAAGUGUCGACUUCUACCGUAACUUCUCCUCCUACGAGGAUGGGAAUGGAUUGACCCUGAUGCAUGAGAUGAUGUCACAGACCACACACGAGUUACGAAUCGAUAUAGAGAGAGCUAAUGGAACCCUCGCAUAUGUGGUUUACCCAGAGUUCAUGAUAGAUGCCGCCCCAACAUAUAUAAUGCGCAUUGAAAACAGCACAGACUACGACGGAAUUUCAUCUACGGAGGCUGAUUAUCUCACGGAUAUAGACUAUGGGGGAGCUGUAAAUAUGUCGUUCUCGACCUUUGAUAGGGACAAUGACCUAUAUGGCGGUAACUGUGCUUCCACAUAUCACGGGGCGUGGUGGUACAAUAUGUGCUACACUUACGCGAACUUGAACGUAGAUUAUCUGACACCUGGAAAUAGUUCAAACCGUGCAAUGUCCUUUGACAGUCAUGAAUCUUUAGAAACCAGUAGAAUGAUGUUUAGAACCAUGUGA